Protobothrops mucrosquamatus (brown spotted pit viper) is the source of this 2805-nucleotide messenger RNA. It is a transcript of the gene BAP1, whose product is annotated as BRCA1 associated protein 1. Lineage: Eukaryota; Metazoa; Chordata; Lepidosauria; Squamata; Viperidae. The record is from RefSeq and is a predicted model, not a curated record. Gene Ontology annotation, cellular component: cytoplasm. Gene Ontology annotation, molecular function: cysteine-type deubiquitinase activity. The transcript is spliced from 17 exons. The coding region runs from base 1 to 2184 and encodes 727 amino acids. Gene Ontology annotation, biological process: ubiquitin-dependent protein catabolic process; protein deubiquitination.
AUGAAUAAGGGCUGGCUGGAGCUGGAGAGCGACCCUGGGCUCUUCACACUCUUAGUGGAAGAUUUUGGUGUUAAGGGGGUGCAAGUUGAAGAAAUUUAUGAUCUACAGAGCAAAUGCCAAGGACCUGUCUAUGGAUUUAUCUUCCUUUUCAAAUGGAUUGAAGAGCGUCGGUCCCGACGGAAAGUUUCUACUUUGGUAGAUGAGACCUCAGUGAUUGAUGAUGACAUUGUCAACAACAUGUUUUUUGCUCACCAGCUGAUUCCCAAUUCUUGUGCCACACAUGCAUUGUUAAGUGUACUCCUGAAUUGUAACAGUGUGGAUCUGGGACCAACGCUGAGCCGAAUGAAAGAAUUCACCAAAGGCUUUAGUCCAGAGAGCAAAGGCUAUGCCAUUGGAAAUGCCCCAGAACUGGCCAAGGCUCAUAACAGUCACGCUAGACCAGAACCCCGACAUUUACCAGAAAAACAGAAUGGAAUUAGUGCUGUGCGGACCAUGGAAGCUUUUCAUUUUGUCAGCUAUGUCCCCAUUAAAGGACGGCUCUUUGAACUGGAUGGUCUAAAAGUUUUCCCCAUUGACCAUGGGCCCUGGGCAGAAGAUGAGGAAUGGACAGACAAAGCCAGGAGAGUUAUCAUGGAGAGGAUUGGACUUGCUACAGCAGGGGAACCAUAUCAUGACAUCCGCUUUAACUUGAUGGCUGUGGUACCCGACAGGAGAAUGAAGUAUGAAUCUAAGCUACAUAUCUUGAAGGUGAACCGUCAAACUGUACUGGAAGCUUUGCAGCAGCUCAUCCGAGUGACUCAACCUGAACUGGUACACACCCAGAAAUCUCAAGAGCUCCAGGCUUCUGAGGAGCCCAGGUCAGCUAACAGCAAGAGCUCCACCCCACUGGAAGCAGGAAGAGCCCAGUUAAUUCCAGAGAGCUCCCAGGCAGAAGGUACUGAGGAUUCUAGAGCCCAAGACCUGCCGGUCUCAACCCAGAGCCCUCCAAGCAAGGCAAAGCUGAGCAGUAAACCACAUGUGAGCAGCCUAAAUGGGGCCCUGUCAGCCCCCAACCCCAUCAUGCAAAGACUGCCAGCUUUCUUGGAUAACCACAACUAUGCCAAGUCACCUAUGCAGGAGGAAGAGGACCUUGCAGCCGGAGUGGGCCGAAGCCGAGUCCCAGUCCCACAGCAUCAGCAAUACUCUGACGAUGAGGAUGACUAUGAUGAUGAUGAGGAGGAGGAAGUGUGUAAUACUAAUCCUGCCAUCAGUUACAAGAGGAAGGGCCUGGUGAAACAGGAGCACCUGAUGGGGAGCGGAGACAGCCAGCUGUCUAUGCUGCAGCCCAACACCAUCAAUGUCCUGGCAGAAAAGCUGAAAGAAACUCAGAAGGACCUCUCCAUUCCUUUGUCUAUUAAGACUAGCAGUGGAGGCACGGCGGUAGCUGUUGUUGCCCACUCUCAGCCAUCUCCCACACCCAGCAAUGAAAGCACGGACACUGCCUCAGAGAUCGGGAGCGCCUUCAAUUCCCCUCUUCGCUCCCCCAUCCGAUCAGCUAAUCCCACUCGCCCUUCUAGUCCUGUCACUUCUCACAUCUCCAAGGUGCUAUUUGGGGAGGAAGACAGCCUGCUCCGUGUAGACUGUAUACGCUACAACAGGGCUGUGAGAGAUUUGGGACCCAUCAUCAGUACUGGUUUGCUGCACCUCACAGAGGAGGGAGUUUUCUGCCCUCUUACUGUCACAGAGGGUGGGAAAAACUCCCUUCCAUCCAGCAAAUCAAACGAAGAGGUUCAAAUUAGUGUAAAAGCAGAAGACGUGGACGCUAAUGAGCCACGUGACAGCAAGGAGAAGGCUGGAAUUGGUCGGUCUACCGAUCCCCCUGCUGGGGAAAAGUACGUUCCUAAAGAGCUCCUGGCAUUGCUUAAGUGUGUGGAGGCUGAAAUUGCAAAUUAUGAGGCCUGUUUAAAGGAGGAAGUAGAGAAAAGAAAGAAAUUCAAGAUUGACGAUCAGAGAAGAACUCACAAUUAUGAUGAAUUUAUAUGUACUUUUAUCUCCAUGUUGGCACAAGAAGGAAUGUUGCCUAGCCUUGUUGAACAAAACAUCUCUGUUCGUAGACGGCAAGGGGUCAGCAUUGGGCGUCUCCACAAGCAGCGAAAGCCGGACCGACGGAAACGUUCCAGGCCUUAUAAAGCUAAACGUCAAUAGUCUUUUGGACAGGACUCAGUAUCUUCCGAUUGCCUCUUCGAUAACGUGGUGCAUAUUUCAUGUACUUCUUCACCAACCAGAGAGUGCUCAGGACAGAGCUUUGCACUGAAAUUGUCUGCACAUGAUCAGUAUUAGUGUGACUAAGUCUACCUGUAUUCAACUGGAUUUUAGACAUUGCUCCAGUGGUUUACCAUUUGGGCAUUCAAAGAUAAAUUUUCCCUCCAGAGGGGAUGUGAGAAGCAUAAAGAACAGGACCACUUGAGUGACUGACACUGCACUUGAAUAUGUUACUUAGCAGCCUAGACCAAUAUGCCGUGCAUCUUGCAGUAGUAAAUGGUGGUCUUCAGAGAUGUUACAUGAACAUUGCUUAAAAAGAAAUAAGUAAAAUCUUUGCAGUUUUGCAGAAGUGCAUUUCAGUUAAGUUGAUGCAUUGUUUAGUUCAGAGAGAGUCAGAAUUAGCUAUAUCCUGAUUUUUGCUUUAUUUUCCAGGGGAGCAGAUAUCUGCCUUACGUCUUUAAGUGUAUCAAGUUCAUCACUAUAAUUAUCAGGUAGCUGUUGAACUAUACUUCAGGCUCCCUUGCAAGUGGUCUUCAAGUCCUGCAAAUUUUUCUCUUGAUAUUU